Molecule: messenger RNA, 2292 nt
Organism: Acanthosepion pharaonis
Lineage: Eukaryota; Metazoa; Mollusca; Cephalopoda; Sepiida; Sepiidae
Source: the annotation of a GenBank genome assembly
AUGAAGAAACCAACUUCCUUAAGCCGGAACGAAAAAGGUCAUGAAGAAACCAACUUCCUUAAACCAGAACGAAUAGCUCAUGAAGAAACCAAAUUCCCUAAACCAAGACGAAAAAACUCAAGAAGAAUCCAAAUUCCCUUUACCAGGACGAAAAGCUCACGAGGAAAGCAAAUUCCUUUAACCGGAACGAAAAAACGAAAAGCUCAUGAAGAAACCAACUUCCUUAAACCGGAACGAAAAGCACAUGAAGAAACCAACUUCCUUAAACCGGAACGAAAAGCUCAUGAAGAAACCAAAUUCCCUAAACCAGAACGAAUAGCUCAUGAAGAAACCAAAUUCCCUAUACCAGAACGAAAACCUCAUGAGGAAACCAAAUUCUCUCAACCGGAACGAAUCUCUCAUGAAGAAACCAAAUUCCUUAAACCGGAACGAAAAGCUCAUGACGAAAGCAACUUCCUUAAACCGGAACGAAAACCUCAAGAAGAAUCCAAAUUCCUUAUACCAGGACAAAAAGCUCAUGAAGAAACCAAAUACCCUAAACCAGAACGAAAAGCUCACGAAGAAACCAAAUUCCCUAAACCAGAACGAAUAGCUCAUGAAGAAACCAAAUUCCAUAAACCAGAACGAAAAUCUCAUGACGAAAGCAACUUCCUUAAACCGGAACGAAAAGCUCAUGAAGAAACCAAAUUCCCUAUACCAUAUCGAAAAGCUCAUGAAGAAACCAAAUUCCCUAAACCAGAACGAAUAGCUCAUGAAGAAACCAAAUUCCCUAUACCAGAACGAAAACCUCAUGAUGAAACCAAAUUCUCUCAACCGGAACGAAUCUCUCAUGAAGAAACCAAAUUCCUUAAACCGGAACGAAAAGCUCAUGACGAAAGCAACUUCCUUAAACCGGAACGAAAACCUCAAGAAGAAUCCAAAUUCCUUAUACCAGGACAAAAAGCUCAUGAAGAAACCAAAUUCCCUAAACCAGAACGAAAAGCUCAUGAAGAAACCAAAUUCCCUAAACCAGAACGAAUAGCUCAUGAAGAAUCCAAAUUCCCUAAACCAAACGCACUUCUGUUGUCAUUUGAAAUUUACAAAAUUAUCAACAUCUUUUGGAACCAUACUCACAUUUCUUUCCUUCUUUCUUCUUACGUUUCACCUUUUCUUUCUUUCUUUCUUUCUUUCUUGUUACGUUUCACCUUUUCUUUCUUUCGUUCUUUCUUUCUUUCUUUCUUUCUUGUUACGUUUCACCUUUUCUUUCUUUCGUUCUUUCUUUCUUUCUUGUUACGUUUCACCUUUUCUUUCUUUCGUUCUUUCUUUCUUUCUUUCUUUCUUGUUACGUUUCACCUUUUCUUUCUUUCGUUCUUUCUUUCUUUCUUUCUUUCUUGUUACGUUUCACCUUUUCUUUCUUUCGUUCUUUCUUUCUUUCUUUCUUGUUACGUUUCACCUUUUCUUUCUUUCGUUCUUUCUUUCUUUCUUGUUACGUUUCACCUUUUCUUUCUUUCGUUCUUUCUUUCUUUCUUUCUUUCUUUCUUGUUACGUUUCACCUUUUCUUUCUUUCGUUCUUUCUUUCUUUCUUGUUACGUUUCACCUUUUCUUUCUUUCGUUCUUUCUUUCUUUCUUUCUUUCUUGUUACGUUUCACCUUUUCUUUCUUUCUUUCUUUCGUUCUUUCUUUCUUUCUUGUUACGUUUCACCUUUUCUUUCUUUCGUUCUUUCUUUCUUUCUUUCUUUCUUUCUUUCUUUCUUGUUACGUUUCACCUUUUCUUUCUUUCGUUCUUUCUUUCUUUCUUUCUUUCUUUCUUUCUUUCUUUCUUUCUUUCUUGUUACGUUUCACCUUUUCUUUCUUUCGUUCUUUCUUUCUUUCUUGUUACGUUUCACCUUUUCUUUCUUUCUUUCUUUCUUUCUUUCUUUCUUUCUUUUCUUUUACUUUCUUGUUACUUUUCACGUUCGUUUUUUUCUUUCGUUUCACCUUUUUUCUUUCUUUCUUUCUUGUUACAUUUCACCUUUUUCUUUCUUUCUUUCUUGUUACGUUUCACCUCUUUUUUCUUUCUUUCUUGUUACGUUUCACCUUUUUCUUUCUUUCUUUCUUUCUUUCUUAUCAAAUCUCACCUCCUUUUCUUUCUUUUUCUUUCUUUUUUUCAUACUUGUAUAUGUUUCUGUCUUCCUACUCCCCCCUCCCCCCACACUUACUAUUUUUGGUGUAUCUUUUGAUUUUGGCUAUCUCCCUCUUAAAUGCCUUUUCCCUUACUUACGGUUUUUUUUCUCUUUUUCUUCUCUUUUUUCCUCUUUCUUCCAAUCCUUUUUAA